Molecule: messenger RNA, 8607 nt
Organism: Bubalus bubalis (water buffalo)
Lineage: Eukaryota; Metazoa; Chordata; Mammalia; Artiodactyla; Bovidae
Gene: DIP2C
Product: disco interacting protein 2 homolog C
Exons: 39
Coding region: 144-5012 (1622 amino acids)
Source: RefSeq, a predicted model, not a curated record
GCGCGCGGGGGAGGCGCCGGGGAGGAGCGCGCUGCGCCGCCGCCCGGCCUGCCGCCGCUCGGUGCGGGUCCGCGGGGCGCGAGGAGCGGCGAGACCGCGGCCUGGAACAAAGGGAGGCCGGCGCGGGCGGGGGCGGCGCGAGCAUGGCGGACCGCAGCCUGGAGGGCAUGGCGCUGCCCCUGGAGGUGCGCGCCCGGCUGGCAGAGCUGGAGCUGGAGCUGUCGGAAGGUGACAUCACACAAAAAGGAUAUGAAAAGAAGAGAUCAAAAUUGAUUGGAGCCUACCUGCCCCAGCCUCCGACAGCGAAUGGAGCUGCCGUGGUCCGGUGUAGACUGCAGCACAGUGAAGGAGCCCCGAGAAGAAUGCUGCAGGCUGGCAACAUCGGGGUGUGUGACAUCCGAGACGCCGCGGUCAGAGAGCGGGCGGCCAGCACCGCAGGAAACCGGCCACUGUUUUACUUUCGUUUCGGGGUGGAUCAAGCUUUGCCUCCAGAGCGCCGGGCUCCAGUUACUCCUUCCUCUGCCUCUCGCUAUCACCGCCGAAGGUCCUCAGGGUCACGAGAUGAGCGCUAUCGGUCAGACGUCCAUACAGAAGCUGUCCAGGCUGCGCUCGCUAAACACAAAGAAAGGAAGAUGGCAGUGCCUAUGCCUUCCAAACGCAGGUCCUUGGUUGUGCAGACUUCGAUGGAUGCCUACACACCCCCAGAUACCUCCUCUGGCUCAGAAGACGAAGGCUCGGUCCAGGGCGACUCACAGGGGACUCCCACGUCCAGCCAGGGCAGCAUCAACAUGGAGCACUGGAUCAGCCAGGCCAUCCAUGGCUCCACCACCUCCACGACCUCGUCGUCUUCCACCCAGAGUGGGGGCAGCGGCGCUGCCCACAGGCUGGCUGACGUCCUGGCGCAGACACACAUAGAAAAUCACUCUGCACCUCCUGACGUAACCACUUACACCUCAGAACAUGCAAUCCAAGUAGAAAGGCCGCAAGGCUCCACGACGUCGCGGACAGCCCCGAAGUAUGGCAAUGCCGAGCUCAUGGAGACUGGCGAUGGUGUGCCUGUAAGUAGCCGCGUAUCCGCAAAGAUCCAGCAGCUUGUCAAUACCCUCAAACGACCCAAACGACCACCCUUACGGGAAUUCUUCGUCGAUGACUUUGAAGAACUACUAGAAGUUCAACAACCAGAUCCAAACCAGCCAAAGCCAGAGGGAGCCCAGAUGUUGGCGAUGCGUGGGGAGCAGCUGGGUGUGGUUACAAAUUGGCCCCCAUCGUUAGAAGCAGCGUUACAGCGAUGGGGGACCAUCUCACCAAAGGCCCCGUGCUUGACCACGAUGGACACAAAUGGAAAACCUCUCUACAUCCUCACUUACGGCAAACUGUGGACAAGAAGUAUGAAGGUUGCUUACAACAUUCUGCAUAAAUUAGGUACAAAACAAGAGCCUAUGGUGCGACCUGGAGAUAGGGUGGCACUGGUGUUCCCCAACAACGACCCCGCUGCCUCCAUGGUGGCUUUCUAUGGCUGCCUGCUGGCCGAAGUCGUGCCUGUGCCCAUUGAGGUGCCCCUCACCAGAAAGGAUGCAGGAAGUCAGCAGAUUGGGUUCUUGCUUGGAAGCUGUGGGGUGACUGUAGCCUUGACGAGCGAUGCUUGCCACAAGGGGCUGCCAAAGAGCCCGACGGGGGAGAUCCCACAGUUCAAAGGUUGGCCAAAACUAUUAUGGUUUGUCACAGAGUCAAAACAUCUCUCUAAACCUCCUCGAGAUUGGUUCCCGCACAUUAAGGAUGCAAAUAAUGACACUGCGUAUAUUGAGUACAAGACGUGCAAGGAUGGAAGUGUGCUCGGGGUGACCGUGACGAGGAUUGCGCUUCUGACCCACUGCCAGGCCCUCACACAGGCGUGUGGCUACACAGAAGCUGAAACGAUUGUGAAUGUGUUGGAUUUCAAGAAAGACGUUGGGCUCUGGCAUGGAAUCCUUACGAGCGUCAUGAACAUGAUGCAUGUGAUCAGCAUCCCCUAUGCACUGAUGAAGGUGAACCCGCUGUCCUGGAUUCAGAAGGUCUGCCAGUACAAAGCAAAAGUGGCCUGUGUCAAAUCCCGGGACAUGCACUGGGCCUUGGUGGCGCACAGGGAUCAGAGAGACAUCAACCUCUCCUCUCUCCGGAUGCUGAUAGUGGCCGACGGCGCAAACCCCUGGUCUAUUUCUUCCUGUGAUGCAUUUCUCAACGUCUUCCAAAGUAAAGGUCUACGCCAAGAAGUCAUCUGCCCCUGCGCCAGCUCACCAGAGGCUCUCACUGUGGCCAUCCGGAGGCCCACCGAUGACAGCAACCAGCCCCCAGGCCGUGGCGUCCUCUCCAUGCAUGGGCUGACCUAUGGGGUCAUCCGAGUGGACUCAGAGGAAAAGCUGUCUGUACUCACCGUGCAAGACGUCGGCCUCGUGAUGCCUGGAGCCAUCAUGUGUUCAGUGAAGCCUGAUGGGGUUCCCCAGCUGUGCAGGACAGACGAAGUCGGGGAGCUCUGCGUGUGCGCGGUGGCCACGGGCAUGUCCUACUACGGCCUCUCGGGUAUGACCAAGAACACCUUUGAGGUGUUCCCGGUGACGAGCUCAGGGGCCCCGGUCAGUGAGUACCCCUUCGUGAGGACGGGCUUGCUUGGCUUCGUUGGCCCUGGAGGGCUUGUGUUCGUGGUGGGCAAGAUGGACGGGCUUAUGGUGGUCAGCGGGCGCAGACACAACGCCGAUGACAUCGUGGCCACAGCACUGGCUGUGGAACCCAUGAAGUUCGUCUACAGGGGAAGAAUAGCCGUGUUUUCAGUGACUGUCCUGCACGACGAAAGGAUUGUGAUUGUGGCUGAGCAGAGGCCAGACUCCACGGAAGAGGACAGCUUCCAGUGGAUGAGCAGGGUGCUGCAGGCAAUCGACAGUAUACAUCAAGUUGGGGUUUAUUGUCUGGCCUUGGUUCCAGCAAACACCCUCCCCAAAACCCCACUCGGAGGCAUCCAUUUGUCCGAAACGAAGCAGCUCUUCCUGGAGGGCUCACUUCACCCCUGCAAUGUCCUCAUGUGUCCCCACACGUGCGUUACAAACCUGCCUAAGCCUCGGCAGAAGCAACCAGAGAUCGGCCCUGCCUCUGUGAUGGUGGGGAACCUGGUGUCUGGGAAGAGGAUCGCACAGGCCAGUGGCAGAGACUUGGGCCAGAUAGAAGACAAUGACCAGGCCCGGAAGUUCCUGUUCCUCUCGGAGGUCCUGCAGUGGAGGGCGCAGACCACCCCUGACCACGUGCUGUACACGCUGCUCAACUGUAGGGGCACAAUAGCAAACUCGCUGACGUGUGUCCAGCUGCACAAGCGGGCUGAGAAGAUAGCCGUGAUGCUGAUGGAGAGGGGACACCUGCAGGACGGGGACCACGUCGCCCUGGUCUACCCACCAGGGAUAGACCUCAUCGCUGCAUUCUAUGGCUGCCUGUAUGCAGGCUGCGUGCCCAUCACCGUCCGUCCCCCACACCCACAGAACAUCGCCACCACGCUGCCCACCGUGAAGAUGAUCGUGGAGGUGAGCCGUUCUGCCUGUCUGAUGACAACACAACUGAUCUGUAAAUUGUUACGGUCCAGGGAGGCAGCUGCGGCGGUGGAUGUCAGGGCCUGGCCCCCUAUACUAGACACAGAUGAUUUGCCAAAGAAGCGGCCUGCCCAGAUCUAUAAACCUUCCAACCCAGACACUCUAGCUUAUCUUGAUUUCAGUGUGUCCACAACCGGGAUGCUAGCUGGAGUGAAGAUGUCUCAUGCAGCCACCAGUGCCUUCUGCCGUUCUAUUAAGCUGCAGUGUGAGCUCUACCCCUCGAGAGAAGUGGCCAUUUGCUUGGACCCUUACUGUGGACUUGGGUUUGUCCUGUGGUGCCUCUGUAGCGUGUACUCUGGGCACCAGUCCAUCCUCAUCCCACCGGCAGAGCUGGAGACCAACCCUGCCUUGUGGCUGCUUGCCGUGAGUCAGUACAAAGUCCGUGAUACAUUUUGCUCCUAUUCAGUGAUGGAACUGUGCACCAAGGGCCUGGGAUCACAGACAGAAUCCCUCAAGGCACGAGGACUGGACUUGUCCCGCGUGCGGACCUGUGUGGUGGUGGCAGAGGAGCGGCCCCGGAUAGCACUCACCCAGUCUUUCUCAAAACUGUUCAAAGACCUGGGCCUCCACCCGCGGGCCGUUAGCACCUCGUUUGGCUGUCGAGUGAACCUGGCAAUUUGCUUGCAGCCUCACCGGCUGUGGAAGCUGGCCGAGCAGGGAACAUCGGGGCCCGAUCCGACCACCGUCUAUGUGGACAUGAGAGCUCUGAGACAUGACAGAGUACGCUUAGUGGAAAGAGGCUCUCCUCAUAGUUUGCCCCUGAUGGAGUCAGGAAAAAUACUUCCAGGGGUACGGAUCAUCAUUGCCAAUCCAGAAACGAAAGGACCCUUGGGAGACUCACAUCUGGGCGAGAUCUGGGUUCACAGUGCCCACAAUGCCAGUGGUUACUUCACUAUUUAUGGAGAUGAAUCCCUCCAGUCAGAUCACUUCAACUCAAGAUUAAGCUUUGGAGACACACAGACAGUCUGGGCACGAACAGGCUACUUGGGAUUUCUACGGAGAACUGAACUCACUGAUGCAAAUGGAGAGCGCCAUGAUGCCCUCUACGUGGUGGGGGCCCUGGACGAGGCCAUGGAGCUGCGCGGCAUGAGGUAUCACCCGAUAGACAUCGAGACCUCGGUCAUCAGAGCCCACAAGAGCGUCACGGAAUGUGCCGUGUUCACCUGGACAAACUUGCUGGUGGUUGUGGUUGAGCUCGAUGGGUCCGAGCAGGAAGCCCUGGACCUGGUCCCCCUGGUGACCAACGUGGUCCUGGAGGAGCACUACCUGGUGGUGGGGGUGGUGGUGGUGGUGGACAUCGGCGUCAUCCCCAUCAACUCGCGGGGCGAGAAGCAGCGCAUGCACCUGCGUGACGGCUUCCUGGCCGACCAGCUGGACCCCAUCUACGUGGCCUACAACAUGUAGAUGCCACGUAGUAUCCCUUCUACAUGGCCUAUAGCAUGUAGACGCCCGGGGCCCCCAUUUACGUGGCCUGCAGCAUGUAGACGCCACAUAGUGUCCCAUCUACAUGGCCUGCAACAUGUAGAUGCCCGGGGCCCCCAUCUACGUGGCCUACAAUGUGUAGACGCCCACGUAGGACGCCCGGGGCCCCUGUCUACGUGGCCUACAACGUGUAGACGCCACAUAGUAUUUCAUCUACGUGGCCUACAACAUGUAGACACCUGGGGCCCCCAUCUACAUGGCCUACAACAUGUAGACACACACGUAGUGUCCUAUCUACGUGGCCUACAACAUGUACACGCCUGGGGCCUCCAUUUACGUGGCCCACAGCAUGUAGAUGCCUGGGGCCCCCUGUUCAGUGUCGCAAGUGUGGGCACCAGGGCACCUUCCCCAGCAGAGCCUCACCAUGUGGUGGGGAGACUUCCCAUGCAUCCUGGUCGCACAGGGAUGAGACGUGAAUGUGAAGUUUGCUCACGAGGACUUUGCGUUAACUGCCUUUAGUUUGUUGGAAAAGCCCAUUUCAAGAACUUUCUUUUCUUUUUUUUUAAUUAUUGAAUAAUAAGUGCUUUCUUCGUAAAUGUGGUAUUUUGUUAAGCCAAAAUAGCAAUUAAAAAAAAUAUUCUGCCCUCCAGAUGGGUUCUUUUAAACAAUUCAUGUAGUGUGACAAAGAAUUGUUUUCUCUGUUUUAAUGUGUCAUGAAAUCUUAAUGCCAUGGACCUGCUACUGAUUUAAGCCAUUGCUGGAGCCCAUCCUUUUAGGACAGUGUGUCAAGGUACGAGAAAGCCUUCCAAAUAGCACCUUCCAAUUAGAUUUUAGCCGCUUUCUUUGUCAGAAACAUACUCAAGAAACAGACUGAUGAUCGGCCCUCCAAGUUAUCAUAGAAUGAGAGGAAAUUAUAAAUAAGGUGUAUUUCGGCAAUUACCUUGCAGAUAUCUUUGUACUAAACUAAAAAGAUAAAAUAAGUUAACUCCAUAUGUAAUUAUGUACAAAACGUUUAAUUUAUUUUGAUCUCUUUAGAAGUAUAACAGAGAAAACAUUCAAGAAUAUUAAAGUCUUGUAAUGUUUGCUAAUAUAAAAAGUGUUGUAUUAUCUUGCGUGGAUAGCAUCACAACAGAUAUAUAUAUAUAUGAGAUAUAAGUUCACUAAGAACAAAGGGAAUUUUAAAGUUUAAAACACAGAACCUGUCACUUGCAUGGUGUCCCCUCCGCUGCACUGUAGAUAGACUCUCGCCGUUGCUGGUGUGAGCAACCAGACGGCCUGCAGCCCAGAGCUUCUAUUCUGGAGCCAGAGACCAGCUGUGGGGCCAGCGCCUCGGAGGUGGCGGACUGGAGCCGGGUGUGCACUUUCCCUCUGCCGCGGGGUCGUGACGGACUGUCGGUGCCGCGUGCCCACCGCAACGCGUGGCCCGGGGAGCAGCUGGCCCACUGCACGCGCUCCCUCGGCUACAAGAAUUCAUUGCACAGUGUUUUCAUCAUUUUGUUUGUCACCUUUUUUUGGUCCUUGGUAUGAAAAGGAAUGUUGUUCUGUGGUCAUUGGCAGCGGGUUGCGCUGACUCCCUCAGCGGCUUUAAGGGAGGAGACUCACUAGGAGGUCAUGCACGGAGCUGCCCCAGCUGUGCUGGCUGGAGUGGGAGGCCCCCAGCCCCGUCGUCGCUCCUGCUGCAAGGACAUGCUUCUGAUUUCCGUCUCUUGCUGCUGCUGCCGCCGCCUCAUGCACCUUGAAAUUUUGAAAGCCCCUCGCACACUCCUGGAUUGAACCAGCUCAUUGGCGUCCAGCCAAGAAGAGGUACCGGCUUCCGAGUGAGAUCCCCUCCAUGAUUGCCCCAGUGUGCCCGGGGUUCCUGUGCGGGGUCUGCCUGGUUCAGAGUGUUGCUGGCGAGACUGAGACCCUCUCUGUGUGGUGGUCUCACCUGCCUUGCUCUGUGCACUGGCACUGAGCCCUUUGCCACAAGAGAAUUUUGUUUGACUUCGGAGAUCCAAGGCUAAUUGCUGUUAGAAUUUUAAGUGGCAUUUUUUAAAAAUUUGUCUGCAUGUGGGGUUUCUUCCAUCUCCACAGGUUAUUUGAUUUUUAAAAUAAUAUUUUGAUUUCAUUGCUGUGUAUGAGUAUUUCUCCACACGCUUCAGAUAAACAUUCCCAGUCUUCUGCUUCCCAAGGGGGACCCCACCACAUACAGAGAAGACACCUGCCCACCAUGUGGAAGGGCCAGGGGGACCCCACCACACACACAGAAGAGAAAUGCCCACUGUGUGGAAGUGUAGGGGGGACCCCACCACACGCAGAAGGUACACGCUCACCAUGUGGAAGGGCUGGGGGGACCCUACCACACACACACAAGAUACACGCCCACUGUGUAGAAGUGUAGGGGGGACCCCACCACACACCCACCGUGUGGAAGGGUAGGGGGGCCCCCAACACAGAAGAUACACACCCACCAUGUGGAAGGGCCAGGGGGAACCCCACCCCCACACACACACACACCCCAUGUUGAAGGGUAGGGGGACCCAAACACAGAAGAUACACUCCCACCAUGUGGAAGGGUACGGGGGUGACCCCACCGCAGAGGACACAUACACCCACAGUGUGGAAGGGUGGGGGGCCCACCACACACAGAGGACACACACCCGCCCUGUGGAAGGGCAGGAGGGGGCAGUUUUGGGUCAGACACUGAUGAGGAAGCGGGACUUAGGCCCAGCGAGGGGGUGUGAGGUUGCUGGUGCCCUCGUGAGGCCUCGGUCCUGCUGCCUGUGCCAGCGGUGAGGGCCAAGGGCUCAGGGCUGGGAUCCAGGUUCUGUUGUGCAAGAAAAAGGGAAUGAGACUCUCAGUACCACCCACUUAGCAAUAAAGGAGGAUCGUUCUGUACUGUUAAUGGAAACUGCUGGGACGAGUCGUUCAUGAGAAUAUAGCCAGUGUUUGUCUCGUGACCUUGUGCUUUUGAAGUCAGACAAAACCGUGUGGUCAACUUGCACAAAGGAGGGUACACAGCGACCACCAAGACUCAGACCAACCAACAGGGCGGCUUCCUCAUGGUGCUUGUUUGUUAUAUCUAUCUAACCCUGCUUGACACUUUCCCCAAGGGAAAUGGUCCCUUGAUAGAUGCUAGCAGCGUUGCUUCAUAGUGUGGUGACUGGUUAGAGAGAUUCAUGUGCUCAGCCAAUCACGGUUCCAAACAAAAUUUUUAUGUGCAAAGGACAGCAACCUUCUCGUAUGUUAAACCACCAGUAAGCUUUGUACAUCUGUGAUAACGCCUGUUUUAUAUUCAAAUGAACAAAUAAAAGCUUUUAUUUUUGUUGCUCUGAAAAUAGCAGUUUCUUAAUUGGUCCCCUGGAGAGCUGGGCCAGCUUCCAUCCCAGGAAGGUAGUGACUCCUACCAGGAAUGGAUCCCACUCUGUUUACAUAAUUUGUUGCAUUAUUUAUCAGUACAGAUAAUCAUACUUUGAACAAUGUUUAAAUUUUGAUGUGGGCAUUUAUUGCUAAAAAAUUCCUAUGGCAACAAAUGUUUUGUGAAAUGUUUUUUUUUUAAUUCUUUUAAAUAUAUCUAAAUAUAUUUGUUCACAUUUUC